Messenger RNA from Notodromas monacha, 1939 nucleotides. NCBI's taxonomy places the organism in Eukaryota, Metazoa, Arthropoda, Ostracoda, Podocopida, Cyprididae. The record is from the annotation of a GenBank genome assembly.
UGAAAACAAAUUUGCAGGCAUUUCGUUCGAAUUCGGGCUUCAGGAAAUCCCGAACGCCGCGUGAAUUUCUCGGAUCAUCCGAAACCCUCAGGUACAAGUCAGGAGGCACUAAGGAACCCAUUUUAUUGUCACAAGCAACGUCAUUCGGCAAAUUAAUGGAUCAAAGCAGGAAUUAUGAUCAGCUUGGAGUUGAAAACUGUCACAAGAAGAGCUUCACAAUAGGUACUGAAGAAAAACGUGGAUGCAAAUUCAGCGUCGGGAAUUACUCUUGCAGGAACCGAGGUGGCAGUGAUUUCCUGAUGAAUAUUCCCAGCAAUGGAAAUGCAGUUAUGGAAGAAGGUUGUGUGGAACCCAGCUCUCAAGCAGCUGCUGGACAGUCAUCACCAGCCUCUACCAACCUGGAAUCUAGAACAAGCUUUGAUGUACCUGAAUUGAAGAGUUCUGGCAGCAGUUGUCAUCAAAACUGUGAAGGUGUCACCUCCAAGCACGCUUCGAAACCCGUCAAGAAACGGUACAUUCACCGACUUCGGGACAAGCUCUUGAAGACGCAACCAUGCCUGUCAGGACUGAUUCGCAAGAAGCAAUCGCUGUGCAAUAUUCUCCAGAAGGCUGUGUCCAAUAGCAGUCCACAGGAAAUGACGGAAUCGGCUGCCAUUAUUUGCAGCAGUCGCGCGGAAGAAGCCAGACUCGUCUCGGACAUGGAUUCGGUGUUCUUCGCUUGUGAUUGGGUGCGCAGAGGCGGACGAAUCAGGAACAAGGAAGAAGGAGAAGAAGAUGGCGACAGUAAACAGGUUCAUUGGAAUGAACGUGUUCACAUCUGUGGUGAGGAGGAGAGCGAGACUCUCUGCAGCUGCUGCGAUAAUUAUGGAUAUUACCCUGAGAAUGAUGGUGCUGGUGAACAGUCAUCACUGCCCUCUACCAAUAAAAGCUCCAAUGUGAGAAGCAACCCUUCACAUGAAGUGUUGGAGCUGGAUGAAGCUGUCUUGAGAAGAGAGGAGGAUGAAUUUGGGGCCUCAGGUGGAGGUGGCAAUGCCCCAUGGCUCUCAGCUAAUCCAAGGACAAGCAAUGGUCAAAACCAGGACAGUGUGCCAACCCCAAGACGUAGUGGACCUGGUAGGUCAGCAUCCCUGAACUCAGUUGUGCAAAGUCCACAGCCAACUUCAACACCAGACCCAAAAGCUACUCUUGCUUCUACUUCUGAUUCCAUCCUGUGCAAAAAACCGGGUGAAACAGAUGAACAAAGGAUUGCCAGGCUACUCAAGUUUGGAUUUGCGCCAGUGAUCCCAAUGCAAAAUAAGAGUGGGCCUUCUCACAGUGAAACUCCAGCUGCUGAAGAUGAUGAGGAGCCAGAAGAAAAAGAACCCAAGCCUCCAUUGCAGUUUGGAUUUGUGAGAAUACCAGAGAAUCCAAACAAGCCCCAACAAGAGCCAAAUCAGGACUGCGAAAAUCCAUCACAUUUCUAUGGAAACAAUCAGGAAAAUGAAGAACCUGCUUCUCGUCAGUCUGUUCCGUCUGAAGGUGAUCCCUUGGGUGGAGGGGUUCAGCCAGUGUCCCCAAGUCUGUCACCUGUCUCCAAAGCAUCAAAUUAUACCGCUAUGCUCAGACCCGGAGCUGGCAACACUGAUGACAUUGAGGCACUCCGAAGUAGGAUGCGGGCUCGAUUCAUGUUGAAGGACCGCGAUUUGCCUCCGCAUGCCAGCUAGUUCAUAUCCUUGGUCAUGUUUCAAAAGCAUUCAAAAAGAGAUUCACUAUAGAGGAGCAUCAUUUUUCAAACCAGACACGAAUGGCGUUGGUAUUCCUAUAUGGCAUCUAUACAACCCUCCUUUCUCCUGUGACCAAUUUUCAUUGAUUUUUAAAAUGUUGAAUCCGAGGUUCUUUUUUUAUUAUUUGAGCUACUGCAUGAAUGAUUUGAAAUACAAUAAAUGAUCUGUUGUCAUUA